Eublepharis macularius is the source of this 2015-nucleotide messenger RNA. RefSeq names its product cytochrome P450 2J4-like. The transcript is spliced from 9 exons. The coding region runs from base 75 to 1556 and encodes 493 amino acids. The record is from RefSeq and is a predicted model, not a curated record. Gene Ontology annotation, cellular component: intracellular membrane-bounded organelle; cytoplasm. Lineage: Eukaryota; Metazoa; Chordata; Lepidosauria; Squamata; Eublepharidae. Gene Ontology annotation, biological process: xenobiotic metabolic process; arachidonate metabolic process. Gene Ontology annotation, molecular function: iron ion binding; heme binding; oxidoreductase activity, acting on paired donors, with incorporation or reduction of molecular oxygen, reduced flavin or flavoprotein as one donor, and incorporation of one atom of oxygen.
ACUGCAGCUAGAGAAAAAGCAUCUCAUAUUCCCAAUUAAAAAGGAAAGCUACGAACACAGAGGGGGGAAAGAUAAUGUGGAUACCGGCAACUUUGAUAGCAGUGCUUAUCUGUCUUCUGAUUGUGCACUUUCUGAAACAACUCUGGUCACACAAGAACUAUCCUCCAGGACCUCUUCGGGUUCCUCUCAUUGGAAGCAUUUGGCAGAUACCACCGAACUUUUCUCAGGAUAUUUUCAUUAAGCUGGCCAAGAAGUAUGGAAACAUUUACACCAUAUGGGUGGGGCCUCUGCUUGUGGUGGUAUUUUCUGGAUUUGAAGCAGUGAAAGAAAUUAUGGUCAAACAUUCGGAAUAUUUUGAUGAGCGACCAGUGACUCCUUUCUUUAAAACCUUAGGAAAUGAAAAAGGUAUUGGAUUUUCAAACGGUCACAUCUGGAAGCAACAGAGGAAGUUUGCAAUACUUACCCUGCGGAAGCUGGGACUGGGGAAGAAAGGCAUAGAGCACAAAAUAGAAGAGGAGGCCCACCAGCUUGUUGAGACUUUUGCACGUGCAAAGGGGCAGGCUCUUGACCCUUCAUCACCCAUCAUUAAUUCCAUCACCAAUGUGAUCUGUUCUCUGACUUUUGGUCAUCGAUUUUCUCUCGAAGACGAAGAAUUCAUCAAGUUGAGAGAUGCCUUCCAGGAUAUCGUACACUUUACCAUGACCUUCUUUCAUUUACUGUAUGACACUCUCCCCUGGCUCAUGAAACAUCUCCCAGGGCCUCACAAGAAGGUAUUUGCCUCCCGUGAUUUUGUACUCUCUGUUGCAAGGAAGGAGAUAGAAAAGCAUAAGACACAUCAGGCUGUGUAUGAGCCCCAGGAUUUCAUUGAUUACUACCUACUUCAGAUAGAGAAAAGCAAGAAAGAUCCCAACUCCUCCUACAAUGAAGAGAACCUGUCCCAGUGCAUUUUUGACUUAUUUGGUGCCGGAACAGAAACAGUCACCAGCACGCUUCUCUGGGCACUAGUCCUCAUGGCGAAUCAUCCAGAUAUCCAAGGAAAAGUCCAGAAGGAGAUAGAUGACGUUUGGGGUUCCUCUCGGUCAUUCUCCUACCAGGACUGGAAGAAACUGCCCUACACCAGGGCUGUGAUUCACGAGAUCCUGCGUUUCAAAUAUAUCUUAUUGUUUGGGAUCCCCCACCAAUGUGCAAAGGAUGUGAACAUUAUGGGGUUUCUCAUCCCUAAGGGGGCAACAGUUUUUCCAGAUUUCCGCUCUGUUCUUCUUGAACCGAAGCACUGGGAAACUCCUCAAGAGUUCAAUCCAAAUAAUUUUUUGGACAAGGAGGGCAAGUUUGUGGAGAAAGAAGAAUUCCUUGCAUUUGGAGCAGGGGGCCGGGCAUGUCUUGGGGAGCAGCUGGCAAAAAUCGAGCUCUUCAUCUUCUUCACCAACCUGUUGAGGACAUUCACCUUUCAGCCACCAGAAGGAGUGAAAAAAAUCAGUGAAGACCCUGUAGUACGAUUGGUCAUCCCUUCCCAGCCUUUUAAGAUCUGUGCUGUUCCCCGCAGUAGUGGAUCAUAAGGCACAAACAUAUUUAGAGAAGCUUAUUUAUUACUCUCCAUUCCAUCCUAUUUCAUUGAAAGAUCAUCUAACAUUCUGCUUCAGGUAGGUAGCCGUGUUGGUCUGCAGUGGAACAGCCGGAUUUUGGUCCAGUGGUAUCUUAGAGACCAGCACAUUUUUCAGGAUAUAAGCUUUUGAAAGUCAGAGCUCCCCUCUUGGGAUACCUGGGACCCUAACAUUCUGCUGAUCCUUGUGAAGCCCAUUCAUUCUGUCCUUUAGUUUCUUCAUUUGAUGAGAGCUAUUCAGAGAAGAAAUACCGAUCUAUGUUGUUGUUCACUGUUUGCUUAUUAUCACCUAAUAUAUGCAAUAUAGUUUGCUGAUUCUGCAGAAAAGCUCAAUAAAGAAUGAUUGCCUUGUACAAACUAAACGUUUCUUAUUAUAUCUAUGUGUCCUUGAAGGACAAAAUGCGUUCACUGAAUA